UGUCAAUAUUGUCAAAUUUUAUGCCGGAGUCUGAUGAUCUAUUCUUGUUUCAGAAAUAAAUAAGAAUAGUAAAAAAUAUCAACUAGACUUUCAAAAUGCCGAUUAACUUACAAGGAGUACGUCAAUAUUUAAGUGAAUUAAGAAAUUCUGGGGGCUUGCACAAAGACCAAGCUGAAAAGUACCGUAAUGUUCUUAUGGAAAUACUAAAAAGUACAGAAACAGAAUUGGCUGAAUCAUUAAAAGCUUUUGUAGAAGCAAUUGUAAAUGAGAAUGUAAGCCUGGUGAUAUCUCGUCAGCUCCUGACAGAUGUGAGCACUCACUUGGCAUUGCUGCCUGAUCUCGUCUCCCAGGAAGUCUCACACUUUGCUCUUGAUGUCAUUCAGCCCCGAGUCAUCUCUUUUGAAGAACAGGUGGCCAGUAUCAGACAACAUUUGGCAGAUAUUUAUGAGAGGAAUCAAAAUUGGAAGGAAGCUGCCAAUGUGCUGGUUGGGAUACCACUGGAAACUGGACAGAAACAAUAUUCAGUAGAUUAUAAGCUAGAGACAUAUUUGAAGAUUGCCCGACUGUACCUGGAGGUUGAUGACCCCGUGCAGGCUGAGGCCUUCGUCAACAGAGCGUCACUCCUGCAGGCAGAGACAACUAAUGAACAACUACAGAUCUAUUACAAAGUUUGCUAUGCUAGAGUCUUGGAUUACAGAAGGAAAUUCAUAGAAGCGGCGCAGAGGUACAAUGAGUUGUCGUACAGGAACAUUAUUCACGAAGACGAGAGGAUGACGUGCUUGAGGAAUGCUCUCAUCUGUACUGUGUUGGCGUCGGCAGGACAACAGCGUUCCAGAAUGCUUGCUACCUUAUUCAAAGAUGAAAGAUGUCAGCAGUUACCAGCGUAUUCUAUUUUGGAGAAAAUGUACCUGGACCGGAUCAUCAGGCGUUCAGAAUUGCACGAGUUCGAAGCUUUAAUGCAAACGCAUCAGAAGGCUACUACAUCAGAUGGAACCACAAUCUUGGACCGCGCAGUUUUCGAACAUAAUCUCCUGUCUGCUAGUAAAUUGUACAAUAAUAUAACCUUUGAAGAACUGGGCGCAUUGUUAGAGACACCGCCCGCCAAGGCGGAGAGGAUUGCUAGCCACAUGAUCAGUGAAGGCCGGAUGAACGGAUACAUCGAUCAAAUCAGCUCUGUUGUACAUUUUGAAACUCGUGAGAUUCUACCACAAUGGGACAAGCAGAUACAAAGCCUGUGUUACCAGGUGAACAGCUUGAUCGAGAAGAUAGCUGCUGCAGAGCCAGAGUGGAUGGCUAAACUCAUGGAGGAAGAAAUGAUUCAAUAGCACUACUACUCACUGUAUCUACUGUUUUUACUAAUAUAAUAUGCUCUUCAAAAUA
Messenger RNA from Spodoptera frugiperda (fall armyworm), 1380 nucleotides. It is a transcript of the gene CSN4, whose product is annotated as COP9 signalosome complex subunit 4. NCBI's taxonomy places the organism in Eukaryota, Metazoa, Arthropoda, Insecta, Lepidoptera, Noctuidae. The transcript is spliced from 9 exons. The coding region runs from base 96 to 1325 and encodes 409 amino acids. Gene Ontology annotation, cellular component: cytosol; COP9 signalosome. The record is from RefSeq and is a predicted model, not a curated record.